AUGGCCGAAGGAGUUGUGUCUAAUGUUGUGUCAUCCAUCAUAGUAAAGUUGGGAACUCAAGCUUUCAAAGAGAUUGGAAAGUUUUGGGGUCUCAAAAAGGAGUUUGAGAAGCUUAGGAAAACAAUGGAGGUGCUGGUAGCUGUAAUUUUUGAUGCAGAGGCGAAGCGGGUCAGUAAUAAUCUAGUCAAAGUCUGGCUUGGGAGGCUUGAAGAUGCAGUCGAAGAUAUUGAUAACUUGUUGGACGAAUUUCAAACUGAAGCUUGGGGGCGUCAACUGAUGCCUGGGAACAGAAUGACUAAAAAGAUGGUUCGUAAGUUAGAAAAAAUUAGGGAGACACUUAAAGAUAUUAAGGAAGAUAGCACCUUAAGUUCACUGAUACCGGUAACACUCACCCAAGAGACAUAUAGUACUGAAUAUAUCAACAGAGAGACUCACUCUUUUGUGCGUGGUGAAGAAGUUAUUGGGAGGGAUGAUGAUAAAAUGAAAAUUAUUGAACUUUUGUUGGGUUGUGAUUCUGAUCAAGAUAAGGAUAAUAUUUCAUUCCUUCCCAUAGUCGGUAUUGGUGGACUAGGAAAAACAACACUUGCUCAGUUAGUUUUCAAUCAUAAGAUGGUUGAGAAACGUUUUGAACUUCAAAUCUGGGUUUGCAUAUCUGAUGUGUUUGACCUUAAAAUAAUUCUUGAGAAAAUGAUUAAAUCAAUAAAUGGUUCUGUACAACAAGGCCUUGAUCUAGAUCAGCUGCAAAAGUCUCUUCGCGAAAAGCUAAGUGGAAAAAGAUAUCUUCUUGUAUUAGAUGAUGUGUGGAAUGAAGAUAGGGAAAAAUGGCUUAAACUAAGAACCUUGCUAAUGGAUGUUUCACGUGGUAGUGCAGUAUUAAUAACUACCCGCAACAUGGACAUUGCCCAAAUGAUGCAGACCAAUAAGCCAUAUGAGUUACAAGGUCUAGACAAAAACAAGUCUUGGUCUUUGCUCAGGAAAGUGGCAUUCGAGAGAGGACAAAAACCUCAUAACUCAAACAUUGUAAGAAUAGGAGAGGAGAUUGUAGAAAUGUGCAAAGGAGUUCCUCUUGCCAUAAGGACGAUCGGAAGUAUAUUAUAUGGCAAUAAUCUAGAGCGUGACUGGGUGUCCUUUAAGAUUAAUAGGCUUGCCAAGUUAACUCAGAACAUAAAUGAUCUUGUACCGACACUUCGGAUGAGUUACGAUUGUCUUGCCUCUCAUUUGAAGCAUUGUUUUGCUUAUUGUAGAUCGUUUCUGAAAGAUCAUGUCAUUGACGUACAAAAGUUGAUAAAACUCUGGAUGGUUGAGAAAGAUGACAUGGGUACCAUAGUGACGUGUAAGAUGCAUGAUCUUGCAAUUUCAGUGGCAGGCGAACAUAGCAUCAUAAUAGACAAGCAUACAGAGAAUGAAAUUUUUCAUCAAAAGAUUCGCCAUAUAUCUUUGGAUACUCUAUUUGAUCAUAAGUCAUCAAAAUUUUAA
Ziziphus jujuba (common jujube) is the source of this 1476-nucleotide messenger RNA. Its product is annotated as disease resistance protein RGA2-like. The record is from RefSeq and is a predicted model, not a curated record. The transcript has 3 exons. Lineage: Eukaryota; Viridiplantae; Streptophyta; Magnoliopsida; Rosales; Rhamnaceae. Gene Ontology annotation, biological process: defense response to other organism. Gene Ontology annotation, molecular function: ADP binding. Bases 1 to 1476 code for a protein of 491 amino acids.